Messenger RNA from Encephalitozoon intestinalis ATCC 50506, 528 nucleotides. RefSeq lists its product as uncharacterized. The coding region runs from base 1 to 528 and encodes 175 amino acids. The transcript has a single exon. Gene Ontology annotation, biological process: double-strand break repair via break-induced replication; DNA replication. Gene Ontology annotation, cellular component: GINS complex; nucleus. The record is from RefSeq and is a predicted model, not a curated record. NCBI's taxonomy places the organism in Eukaryota, Fungi, Microsporidia, Unikaryonidae.
AUGGCAAUAUCUCCAGAGGAAAUUUUUCAUAUUGCCCACGAAGAGCUUGUUGAGAUAGAACCCACAACGUCAAUACCAGAGCUGUGUCUUCUAGAGAAGACUUAUCCGGCGCUGAUGCCCUUAGAUAUAGCAAGAAUUCCGCUAUAUGCAGCCCUACUUCUGAAAAAAUCGAACAUGUGCAAGAUAAGACUUCCAUCGUAUCUGCAGAUAGAAAAUCUUAAGGCGACAAUGGAUGCCGAAAUACAAAAAGUCGAUGAAUACUCUCAGAUCCAUCCAUAUUUCUUUCCUCUUGCAGAGAAGCUUCUGGAAUGCUGCUACAAUGUUGAGAACAUAGAAGAAAGUAAGGUGAUUGUUGAAAAGAUCAAGGAAAUAAGACUUGCAAAGACACUCAAAGGUAUCAAAUGCUUGGAUGGAAGAGCUUUAAACAUGAAUAAUAUCACACUAUUUGAGUUUAAUGAGGUUAAAGAGCUUAUCAUCGGAUCUGUGGAAGCAGGGCGGAAGAUUGAGGCCUUGUCAAAAAACCAAUGA